GCCUCUGCUGCAGUUUUAACAGGACAUUUCUCAAUCCCUUAUAAGGCUCAGAGUGGCUCAGAGUGAGUGAUGUAAUGUGGAGGCAGGAGUUUGUAUUCAUUCCAGCUGCCAGACAAGCCAGCACGGCUCUAGGGCAAUCCACGAGUUAAUAGGAGCAGACCAGACAUCAGGAUAAAAUAGACCGGGAAAGUUAAUAUUCUAUAAUCCACCAUGGGGAAGUCAGCAUCGAAGCAGUUUGCAGAAGAAGUUUUGAGGACCCACAAUGAAUACAGAAGGAAACACAGAGUUCCAGGCUUAAAGCUCAGCAGUAAACUCAGCAGAGAGGCACAACAGUAUGCAGAUGCCUUGGCCAGCACCAGGAUUCUGAAACACAGUGCAGAAUCCAGCAGGGGGCAAUGUGGAGAGAACCUCGCCUGGGCUUCCUACGAUGAGCCAGGGAAAGAAGUAGCUGAGAGAUGGUACAAUGAAAUAAAAAAUUACAAUUUUAAUUGCCCUGGAUUUUCCUCUGGUACAGGACACUUUACAGCCAUGGUGUGGAAAAACACCAAGAAGAUGGGGGUGGGGAAAGCAAAAGCCUCUGAUGGUUCCACGUUUGUGGUGGCGAGGUACUUCCCAGCUGGGAACAUUGUCAACCAGGGACAAUUUGAGGAGAACGUGUUGCCACCGAAGAAAUAACCAACAAGGGCAGAGUUCAAGGGAUGAGAGAGGGAUAAGAAAUUGAAAUUGUAAAGGUGUCUUCAAGUUUAACCACUUGUUUUGUGAAACCAGAAUGACACUUUAAUCAACUUCUGUGCAUUUUAAAGUAACUGGUUUACAUGUAUGUUCCCAGGGGAACUGAUAUUGUACUGAGAGAUACAUUAUUAAUCCUGCAAUGCAAAAAGAAAACAAAACCACAAGGGGAAAUUCCUGACCUGCAGGACUUCUUAAUGACAGCAGGUACUGGAUUUUAAAGCAGAGAGGCUGUGCUGUUGUUCCCUGUUCACAAAUGAAACUCCUGGCCCUCUUUAGAAAAAGUGGUGAAAGAUUUAAUCAGUGCUAAAGCUUAUUUAAUAAGAUUUUGAAUAGUGUUUUGUGAAUAGAGCCCACUGUGAGAAACUUAUUGAAGAUGUUUAGAGUAAUUCAUAAAACAGUGUUCCCUGUUGAAGCAAAAGGAAGGCUUUGAUUUUUACAUUUGUGAAAAAUCUUUGAUAGUGUCUUUUCCCUUUUAAGAGAAACCAUUUGGAAUUGUACGGGUGGGGAUUUUUAAAACCCAUAAGACUAAAAUACUAUUUUAUGUUUAUAUCCAGCUUUAAUCCAGUAGUUUGCACCCCCCUUGUAUUGUCAUAAAGACUGCCAGAAUGCUCUUUAUAAUUAACGCUAUAUUUACAGCAAUCAAAUGAUAAACAACAUAAAAAAUAUAUUUGCAAGACUGUAAGACUUUGCAAUAAAGUGCAGUAGUUUGAGAACCAGAUUAUUAUUCUGGAUUUAUUUCCUCCAUUCCUGCAUGUCCUGAUUUAAUUUUAAGACUUCUUCUACAGACCUUUGUUUCUCCUGUUUCCAAGGCAACCGGUUACUAAUAUAUACAGGAAGUCUGGGCACUAGGGGUCAGGAUUUACAUCACAGUUUAUUUAACUGAAGACAUAAUAGAUGAAGUGUGCGUAUAGAACAGAGAGGGUUCCGUGAGAAAGCAAGCUAAUAGAUUGUAAAAUUACACACAAAAAAACAGUUUUUUUUUUUUUUUGUGGCCUAUACUAUUUAAGAUAAAUUGGGCCACAUUCUCAGCUAUUUACUCCACAUCGUGAUCCUCACAAUUUCUUUUCCUAAAAAAUCAACCAGAGCCUGUUAACAGAACCAUAAUUUAAAUGUCUACUGUAGUUUUUUUCUGUUUUGUUAACUUUUAUUUGGCGCAUUUUUGUUUUUUAAUAAAAAUAAUAAAUAACAAUAAC
Messenger RNA from Polyodon spathula (Mississippi paddlefish), 1925 nucleotides. It is a transcript of the gene glipr2l, whose product is annotated as GLI pathogenesis-related 2, like. NCBI's taxonomy places the organism in Eukaryota, Metazoa, Chordata, Actinopteri, Acipenseriformes, Polyodontidae. Gene Ontology annotation, cellular component: extracellular region. The coding region runs from base 211 to 675 and encodes 154 amino acids. The record is from RefSeq and is a predicted model, not a curated record. The transcript has 5 exons.